AUGAUUAUAGAAACGUCGGCAGGUAAUGAUAUUAAUUCAGAUUUAGAUAUUACGCUAGAACCAUCCGAAAUUGUGAUGUUUGAGACGUCAACCCCAUUUGAGGCUGCUCUAACUUAUGCCGAAACAUUAAUCGCUUUGCCGGGUGCUUCUACAGCAGAUAAUGAAGCUAUCUUCGAUUCAACGAAUGUGUCAAGCGUUGACCCGUUAGGUAGUGAAUUUGACGAAGCAUCUUCCAAUAUAACAGGAUUAGAAAAGGCAAAGCUAAAGGAUCCAUAUGAGAAUAUACAAAUAGGCUCGUGGGUUGUUACAUCGUACCAAUGUCAGUUAAAGAAGAAUACUGCCAUAAAGUAUUUUAUUGGCCAAGCGAUAAAUAUUAAUCAUGAUGACAACACUUUUACAGUAAAAUCUCUCAGAAGGAUAAAAAACACCGUAAAUGUUUUUUCUUGGCCAAACAAAGAUGAUGAAGACUGUGUCACUAAAAAUGUUAUUGUUAAAGUAUUAAAAGAACCCAAUAUAAAUCGCAGAGGUCAGCAUAUAUUUGAUGAUGUCGAAAAUUUACUACCUGAGUAA
Molecule: messenger RNA, 570 nt
Organism: Parnassius apollo (apollo)
Lineage: Eukaryota; Metazoa; Arthropoda; Insecta; Lepidoptera; Papilionidae
Source: the annotation of a GenBank genome assembly